AUGAUGGAUUCCCCCACGGCAUAUCCAGACUCACCGCUGGAUCCAGAUGAAGCCGCCUAUCCCUGCAAAGGGUGUGGAGAAGUUCUUGAAGAAGGAAAAGCAUUCGAAUUAGCGGGCAAUAGAUGGCAUAUCGAUUGCUUCCGAUGCAACACCUGUAAUACUCUUCUCGACUCAGACGCCAACCUACUCCUGCUUGGCGAUGGAUCCCUUAUCUGCAACAACUGUACCUACAGCUGCAGUAGCUGUAGUAACAAGAUUGAAGACCUUGCGAUCUUGACUGGCGAUCAAGCCUUUUGUGCCACUUGCUUCAAAUGUCGAAACUGCAAGAAGAAAAUCGAAAAUUUACGAUACGCUCGCACUUCGCAGGGGAUAUUCUGCAUGGACUGUCAUGAGGCUUUGAUGGCAAGGCGGAGAAAAAGGACUGCACGUAAUGCUGCGCACCGGCAGAAAGCAGCAGCAAAUAACGCCCUUCUCGACAAAUCUCUUCCGUCCCUCCCCCCAAGUGCAGCACCAAAGAGCUCGUACUCGCCUGAACUCGAGACGCCCCCUUCAGAGACGCAUUCGGAAACUCCUACAGAGGUUCCGCCACGGCUACAACCGAGGAGUGAGCGGCGGGGUGUGCCAACGGGUCUCUCAAGCGAAAGGAGGGAUGUAUCGCCAGCCAAUAGUAGAAGCUAUUCUCGUGAUGUGUUGAACAUUCCCCACGUCCCUACCAGCCGCCAUUCGUCCAUGUCUCAAAGAUCCGAGGUCGAGGGUCUAGGGGGAGAGGAGUUUCUUAUACCUGUUGCAUUUGAUCCAACGGUCCCCGCCCAGCUGUCACCUCAUCCUGCACAAAACCAGACACAACGUACAGAGCGAGACUACUUUCCGGCUACGAAGACAGCCGAGUACGUGGCUCGAAACUCGUCCAGCGGCACACCAACCUCUCCUCUCGCUUCACCUCAUAUCGCAUAUCAAGAGAAGGGUCGUGUGCCGUCAGAAGAAGUUAUUGAUUCAAUCAAAAAGCGGAGGGAAGGCAGCUUCAGCACAAACGGACCAGCAACCACCUCUCCACUGGUGGGCUUAGGCGUAAACCGCCCACAAUAUGCCACACCCUUUAAAGAUCCACAGAAUAACCGAGAUAUGGCUUCCGAAGAGAGGUUCAAGCUGCAAGAAGUACCCAAGGCUAAGAGAUUGGGAGGUUCAGCCAGGAGCUCGAAAUCCGGACCGGCUUCACCACCCACUAUGGCAGUUCCAUCAUUUCAAGGCCAGAGCCACGAACCUGAAAAGACAAGCGAGACAUGUGGAGGAGAUGUGUCGGUUGUUCAAGAGCCAGAAUCAUUCUUGACACAAAACAAUGGCGCCUCCCAACAAUUGCAAGACUAUCGCCCAACAGAAGAUGGGUCGACAGAUUCUCUGAAGUUGGCACAAGCCUCAAUGAUAGGACAGUUGCAAUACCCCCCAAAGCGGGGUGAUUCUCUAGAGAGCUCUACAGUGAGCCAGACAAUACCGAGAAAAGAGGUACCGUCCACACUUGCUAAGACGCAAGAAUCUCCUGAAUCUAACCAAGGAUCGUCUUCAACCUCUGCGACUACGAACAUGGCUUCCGGGGAUGUCAGUGCUUCUGAAAAAGUGAACGGUGCAAACAUAGAAGAGCCUAGGCUUGGAGGCAUUUUUGACACGUCUCUAUCCCGAAAAGGAGAUUCUUCCGCUUCGAAAGUAAACGGCUCGUUUGUCGCGCAGAGAGUGCCGCCAUCUCCACCGAUUGAACGCACUCAGCGUCGUAACCAGUCUUUCAGCACAUCGCAAUCAGAGACGCUCAAACACGGAUCGAGACCGACUUCGCCCGGACUGCCGCGAUGGUCUGCUGGCGGGGACUUUUCAAUUUCAAUGGAUGAAGAUAUGGCUCGAAUCCUGGGUGGGGAGGACUCUCAGGGACAUGAGUCGUUUUUGCGAAGAGUCUCGAAUUCUGUUCGCCAUGGUAGGAGCUUUAGCGACAAGGGCAUACGCGUGUCGAAGGAGCAAAAGUGGCCUCGGUCUCCCAUUGCCAACAAUGCUAUGAAUGGUCAGGAUACCAGUAGACCUACUACAUCUUCAUCAGAGCACCGUGAUGAGCUUGCUUGGGUCAAGAAUGAACUGAGACGAGAACGACAGAAGACUAUGGAAAGAGACCAGAAGAUUGCUGAGCUUGAAACUGCACUGCAUUCAACUGCGAACAUCAAGCAGGUCAACUCCGAACUUCGUGAGAAACGAUCUACUAUUGUCGUCCUUGACACCCGGAAAGAAAUGGUGGUGCGUGAACUUGAGAUACUGACGGAGCAUAUUGCAGCGGCAAAGAAGAGCGGCGAUCCUUUGGAUCUCAACAAGAUGAACCAUGCAGUUAUGAGAGAUUUUGCUGAAUCAUUGCAACGGCUCAAGGACUCGUUCGCACCACAGAUUGAGGAUUUUAUUCAGAAACGUAAUGAUCUGAUGGACGAAGUGUCCAAUCUUACGCAGAUGAAGGAUAAGAGCGUUCAAGAAUUCGAGCAAUUGUCACUGAAGAAUGCACAGCUGGCAGAGCUCAACAAUCAGCUCGUACACCAGAUUCAAGAGUUGUAUAAAGCUAGUUCAGGCGCCCAAGCGGAACAAUCUCGCGGAGCUCCGAACGGUCUGGGCAUCUAUUCGCACCACAAAGAUCGGUCGCAGAUCUCCAUUGACUCGCGUGAAGGGCGAUCUAAUACCAAUGAGAUGUCGAUGGUCAGUUCGGGAACUACGUUACAGCAAGAAGAAGCAGAACCCGUCAGUGUCUUGCAAGGGCCCCAGGUCGUCAGCAUCAGAAAAGGCCAACCGAAAAAGUUCAACUGGAAGAAGGGUGGGCAGAACGUUGCCAAAGGGGUCACCAAAGGCCUGAAGGGUGCUUUCUCGUCGACCCAAGCUAGCUACAGUCGCGAGAUGCAAUUUACAGAAACAGUCCCGUAUAAUUCAACUCCUCCCACCACUGACUACACCAAUAACGCCAUGCGACACGGUAAUGCAGAGCCUCCCCGACCUGGAUUUGGACUUUUUGGUGGCAACCCCAAGCUUGGUGCGAAAGGUCAUCAGCCUUGGAAGUCACAAUCAAAUGGCAGUUCUCCGGCUCUGACCAUCGACGCUUCUACAACCCUUUUCGGCUCCGACCUUGAAGCAAGAGCUGAGUUCGAGAAGACAUUCAUUCCAUUCAUCGUGAGAAGAUGUAUCGAGGAAGUCGAGCUAAGAGGAAUGGACAUAGAGGGCAUUUACCGCAAAGCCGGUGGUGCCAGCCAAGUACAAGUCAUCAAAGACGGUUUCGAGACUUCUCCUCAACAAAACUUUGACAUCUCCGACCCAGAUCUAGACAUCCAUGCCGUCUCCUCAACGCUAAAGCAGUACUUCCGCCGCCUUCCCAACCCACUCGUCACAUACGAAGUCUAUGACAAACUCCUCGAAACUACCUCCAUCUCCGGCUUGCCAAGGGUGCACAAGGAGGUCCUUGAGUUUUUGGUCUUCCAUCUGAAGAGGGUUGUAAGCUACGAACAGGAUAAUCUCAUGACGAGCAUGAAUAUUGCAGUUGUGUUUGCGCCUACGAUCAUGAGACCAGAGAGCUUGGCGAGGGAGAUGACGGAUAUGCAGGUCAAGAAUGAGGCGGUGCAGUUCCUGGUUGAGAAUUGUCACCCCAUUUUCAAUGGAACACUCCGGUGA
Messenger RNA from Endocarpon pusillum Z07020, 3675 nucleotides. RefSeq lists its product as uncharacterized. NCBI's taxonomy places the organism in Eukaryota, Fungi, Ascomycota, Eurotiomycetes, Verrucariales, Verrucariaceae. The transcript has 6 exons. The record is from RefSeq and is a predicted model, not a curated record. Gene Ontology annotation, cellular component: cytoplasm. Gene Ontology annotation, biological process: signal transduction; regulation of GTPase activity. The coding region runs from base 1 to 3675 and encodes 1224 amino acids.